Molecule: messenger RNA, 1317 nt
Organism: Triticum urartu
Lineage: Eukaryota; Viridiplantae; Streptophyta; Magnoliopsida; Poales; Poaceae
Product: NAD(P)-linked oxidoreductase superfamily protein
Molecular function (GO): oxidoreductase activity
Source: RefSeq, a predicted model, not a curated record
AUAUUCCAGCGCGAAGCCGUAUCUCCUUCCUCGGUGGAAUAAAGAAGUUGCUCACGGACAUUGGAAAGGAGAGAAGACUUGAGAAGAGAAGAGAGGUUUGAGAUUCAGAAGGCGCGAUCGAUCAUGGCGAGCGCCAAGGCGACGAUGGGGCAGGAGAAGCAACAGCACUUCGUCCUCAAGAGCGGGCAUUCCAUGCCGGCCGUCGGAUUGGGCACCUGGAGGGCUGGAUCGGAUACUGCCCACUCCGUUCAGACGGCCAUCACCGAGGCUGGAUACAGGCAUGUGGACACGGCUGCUGAAUACGGAGUAGAGAAGGAGGUCGGCAAAGGGCUUAAAGCCGCAAUGGAAGCUGGAAUCGACAGGAAAGAUUUGUUUGUCACGUCAAAAUUAUGGUGUACAAACUUGGUCCCUGAGAGGGUGCGUCCAGCAUUAGAGAACACGCUCAAGGAUCUACAGUUGGACUACAUCGAUCUCUACCACAUCCAUUGGCCGUUCCGGCUGAAAGAUGGGGCACACAAGCCUCCGGAAGCAGGGGAGGUGCUGGAAUUCGACAUGGAGGGGGUGUGGAAGGAGAUGGAGAACCUUGUCAAGGACGGGCUGGUUAAGGACAUCGGCGUCUGCAACUACACGGUGACCAAGCUCGACCGGCUGCUACGGUCUGCAAAGAUUCCACCGGCCGUUUGCCAGAUGGAAAUGCACCCUGGCUGGAAGAACGACAAGAUGUUCGAGGCCUGCAAGAAGCGCGGGAUCCAUGUCACCGCUUACUCCCCACUGGGUUCUUCAGAGAAGAACCUUGCGCAUGACCCGGUUGUUGAGAAGGUGGCCAACAAGCUGAACAAGACCCCGGGGCAGGUGCUCAUCAGGUGGGCUCUGCAGAGGGGAACGAGCGUCAUUCCCAAGUCGAGCAAAGACGAGAGGAUCAAGGAGAACAUCCAGGUGUUCGGGUGGGAGAUCCCUGAGGAGGACUUCAAGGUCCUGUGCAGCAUCAAAGAUGAGAAGCGUGUGCUGACCGGGGAGGAGCUGUUCGUGAACAAGACCCACGGGCCAUACAAGAGCGCGUCCGAAGUCUGGGAUCACGAGAACUGAGCUCCCAUCAACCAUCAUGCAUGCAUGCUGAAGAAGCGCAGCGCAGAUGAUACGAAUAACGGGUGCUGAAGAAGCGUGAGAUCAUCGGACGGCAUGCAUGCUCUUUCCGUAUGCUCCGCAAGCAAAGCAUGGUUGUGGUCGUGCACAAUACAGUACAAUACAAUAAAUAAAAAUGGCACAAUAAAUAAAAAUGGCACUAGGGUUCCGCCGGCCGUGGCCCUUCUUCCUGCA